AUUGCAGAACGCCCGGCUCGGCGCCCGCCAUUUUGUGCAAUUUUGAUUUUUGACAUUUGACAAAAGUCUUUUUAGCGUGGGUUGAGUGCCGCAUAAUUUCUUUUUUUGGUUUUCCUUGAGCUUUUACAAAGUGAUAUAAUAGCAAACAAAAGUUUUAAUUGUAUAUGAUUGAAAUAAAUUAAUAAAAGAAGAGAACAUAAUCGAUUAACAAUGGUGGCGCAAACGAAGGUUUUCGUGGGCAGAUUACCAGAAGAUGCUAAGCCGGAGGAACUGCGGAAGCUAUUCGAGCGUUUCGGAGUGGUCACAGAAUGCGACGUCAUGAACAGAUGCGGCUUCGUGCACAUGGAGACGGAGGAGCAGGCCGCCGCCGCUAUCCGCGAUCUUCACAACACCACGUUCAACGGUGGUGUGAUCACCGUGGAAAGGGGCAGGAUUAAGGAGCGAGGUCAGCGUGGCGGCCGCGGCAUGCGCGGUGGUAUGAGAGGAGGCAUGGACCGCCGCGGUGGGAUGCGCGGCGGCAUGAGAGAUGCGCCGUAUCCCAUGCGUGACCGCGGCAUGGGCCCGAUGCGCGACCGGGGCAUGGGACACAUGCGUAGCGCUGCACCCUAUGAUAGAGGCAUGGAGAGGGCUCCAAUGGGCAGUGGCGGCUAUGAUGACAGGUACAAUGGCUAUGGAGGUGAAGAUCGCCGCGGCUUUGCGCUCAUGGAUGGGCGUGGGGCGCGCGAUGCCUACAGCGCACCUCCACCAAUGUAUGCAGACGACAGACAGGGCUAUGGGGCUCCUGUGGAACACAACAUGUACCCCGACGAAAGGGAUAUGAUUGACAGGCGGGCUCCGAUGAGAAGUGCCCCUAUGGCUAUGUCCUCGGGUUAUGACAGAGCGGCCCCACGCGCUGCGCCCAUGGGCACCGACAUGUACAGCAGGCGGUCAGAUCAAUCUAUGGGCUGGGGUGGUGCCGCCGCCGCGGGUAGCUAUGAGAGAGACCCAUAUGCCCAGCAGUAUCCCCAAGCAGGAAGGUGGUGAAGCGUCGGGAGGCGAUGCGCGACGAGGCGAGGAUGACGGCUUGGCGCUGAGCAACUACGCGCCACUCAACGAGCGGUCGACACGAACCGGCACGAUCCGGUACCGGUACCGGCACGCUUCUGAACCGUUCGAUCCGAUGCGUCAUCCUACUCGCGCGCGUGCAUAGUAUUCCCACUACUGCCACAUUUGUCUUACUUCAUAUACCCUAUAAAUCUCUUGGAAAUAAUUGCGAAAUGCCUUUACAAUUUUGACUAAACAAGUGUAUAUGUAACUUCAAAACAAAUUCAUUUUGUAUUUAAAUUAUUAUUAUUAGACAACCUGCAGUAGUCUACACUUAGAUUUAUAUAAAAUGUGACCGCGAUUAAUUGAUAAGUUUUUUUUAUGAAAUGUGGUUUAUUAGCGUAAAUGAUUUUUUUUUCAUAUAAGAAUAAAAUUGAAUUAUGAAAA
Molecule: messenger RNA, 1470 nt
Organism: Bicyclus anynana (squinting bush brown)
Lineage: Eukaryota; Metazoa; Arthropoda; Insecta; Lepidoptera; Nymphalidae
Gene: Bmp-2
Product: RNA-binding protein lark
Exons: 6
Coding region: 211-1023 (270 amino acids)
Biological process (GO): mRNA splicing, via spliceosome
Cellular component (GO): nuclear speck
Molecular function (GO): mRNA binding
Source: RefSeq, a predicted model, not a curated record